This is a messenger RNA of Sciurus carolinensis (gray squirrel), 1896 nucleotides long. RefSeq names its product abhydrolase domain containing 18 (gene Abhd18). The transcript is spliced from 13 exons. Bases 191 to 1585 code for a protein of 464 amino acids. The record is from RefSeq and is a predicted model, not a curated record. Lineage: Eukaryota; Metazoa; Chordata; Mammalia; Rodentia; Sciuridae.
CGCCCGGCUCGAGCUCCGCCCUCCCCGCGCUGCCUGCGGGCCCCGGCUCCUCUGUUCCUGGAGAGCCCUCGGUCGCUGUGGUUGUGGGGCCAGCGAAGGUCCAGUCCCAGGAGCCCCGGGGGCGGCGGCGCCGGGACGCUCGGCCAGCGCACCGCAGGCUUCGCCCGGCGGCCAAUGCUAUUUGCUACUGAUGGGUGUAAGCAAGUUAGAUGUUCUGUACCGGAGACUUCUCCUCACAAAACUUUUUAUCAGAGGAUGGGGAAGGCCAGAAGAUCUUAAAAGACUCUUCGAAUUCAGAAAAAUGAUUGGAAAUCGAGAAAGAUGCCAGAAUUUGGUUUCAAGUGAUUAUCCAGUAUACAUUGAUAAGAUGGAGGAACAGUCAGACUGUAAGAUCCUAGAUGGACACUUUGUUUCCCCCAUGGCCCACUACGUGCCCAAUAUCAUGCCAAUUGAAUCUGUUAUUGCACGGUUCCAAUUUAUUGUGCCUAAGGAGUGGAAUAGCAAAUACAGACCAGUAUGCAUCCACCUUGCUGGAACAGGAGAUCAUCAUUACUGGAGGAGGCGAACACUGAUGGCCCGUCCAAUGAUUAAAGAAGCCCGGAUGGCUUCUUUAUUGUUAGAAAACCCAUAUUAUGGCUGCAGGAAACCCAAGGACCAAGUAAGGUCCAGCCUAAAAAAUGUAUCUGACCUUUUUGUGAUGGGAGGAGCUCUUGUUUUAGAAUCUGCGGCUCUCUUGCACUGGCUAGAGAGGGAAGGUUACGGACCUCUUGGAAUGACUGGAAUAUCCAUGGGAGGACACAUGGCUUCCUUAGCAGUAUCCAACUGGCCCAAGCCCAUGCCAUUGAUUCCGUGUCUGUCUUGGUCCACAGCAUCUGGGGUCUUCACAACGGGUGUAUUGAGUAAAUCAAUUAAUUGGAGGGAGCUGGAAAAGCAGUAUUAUACACAGACAGUUUAUGAAGAAGAAAUUAUUCAUAUGCUUGAAUACUGUGGAACAGAUUCCUUCAAAAUGGGACAAGAGUUCGUGAAACGCUUCCCUGGCAGUGCAGACAAGCUGACUAACCUUAAUCUGGUUUCCAGAACUGUAAAUUUAGAUAUGGCAGACCAAGUUGUGUCCCAGAAACCUGCGGAGAGCCACAGUUCUAGUAAAACCUCUCCUAGUGCUUCAUCAGAAGAACUGUUGUUGCAAGAUGCCUCUAAGAUAGAGUGCUUGGCUCGAACACUUAGAACCAACAGAAGUAGUUACCCAGGUCACAGCCCUCAGUCACACCGCCUACCCAGCAAAGAACAAAGAAGAAACCAUCUUCAAAAAGAAUCUUUGAUAUUUAUGAAAGGGGUCAUGGACGAAUGUACUCAUGUAGCAAAUUUCUCAGUUCCAGUUGACCCGAGCCUCAUUAUAGUGGUACAAGCCAAGGAAGAUGCCUACAUCCCACGCACAGGAGUUCGGAGUCUGCAAGAAAUUUGGCCUGGUUGUGAAAUCCGAUACCUAGAAGGCGGUCAUAUUAGUGCUUAUCUUUUUAAACAAGGACUCUUCAGACAAGCCAUCUAUGAUGCAUUUGACCGCUUCCUCCGUAAAUAUGCCAGCUGAUUGGAUCACAGUGUUAUGCAAUUAAUGAGCAGUUCUUACAAAAGGAAUUUUCAUCCUGUGACAAUGUGAAGAACAAGUAGACAGCACUAGAGUGUGGAAUUCAGUGUUACAGAUCAGUCACUUACAAAUUUUAAAUACAUUUCAGCAAUUUUAAAACAAUGUUUGAAUUAAAUAAUCUCAAAGUAUGGUGUUACUGUUUGUAGGAAUCCCAUAUACUCAAUAUCUAGUCUGUUAUUACUAUUUAUGAAAACUUUACAUUUUCAAUUAUGACUAAUUUAUUAAUUUAAAAUAAAUGUAUUCAUGGGAACUUU